Gracilinanus agilis (Agile Gracile Mouse Opossum) is the source of this 1602-nucleotide messenger RNA. RefSeq names its product ADP ribosylation factor interacting protein 1 (gene ARFIP1). Gene Ontology annotation, cellular component: trans-Golgi network membrane. Gene Ontology annotation, molecular function: protein domain specific binding; phospholipid binding. The transcript has 10 exons. NCBI's taxonomy places the organism in Eukaryota, Metazoa, Chordata, Mammalia, Didelphimorphia, Didelphidae. Gene Ontology annotation, biological process: intracellular protein transport; regulation of Arp2/3 complex-mediated actin nucleation. The record is from RefSeq and is a predicted model, not a curated record. The coding region runs from base 50 to 1252 and encodes 400 amino acids.
UGGGGACGGCCACUGGGGCUCCCGACCCACCUUCCCCCGGGUUCAAGGAAUGUCUGACCCCAGCAAUGAUUCCACAACUCUUGGUGCUUCUAAUCCAGCUACAGAAGAGCAGGAUUCUGAGGAGUCUGCCAUGGCCCAGGAAUCUCCCAGAAAUUCAGCAGCAGAAAUUCCAGUGACCAGCAAUGGAGAAGUUGAAGAUUCACAUGAACAUAGCUUUAGCAGGGAUUUGAAGUGUUCAUUACCAGCUGGACUUGGUCUAUCAGAAACCCAAAUUACAUCUCAUGGCUUUGACAGCACCAAAGAAGGGGUCAUUGAAGCAGGACCAUUUCAAGGUUUCCCAGCACCAGCCAUAUCUUCUGUUAUAUCUCCUAGCAGUGCUGCAGCUAGCAGACUGGCUGAACAAGGAAGGGACUUAAUUGUUCCUACAGGUGACCAGAGAACACAGCAGAAAAGUGGACCAGUUAUUUUAGCAGAUGAAACUAAAAAUCCUGCAAUGGAGAAAUUAGAGCUUGUAAGAAAAUGGAGCCUAAACACUUAUAAGUGUACUCGCCAAAUUAUCUCUGAGAAGCUGGGUCGAGGCUCAAGAACAGUGGACCUUGAACUGGAAGCUCAGAUUGAUAUAUUAAGAGAAAACAAGAAAAAGUAUGAAAAUAUAUUGAAACUGGCCCAGACACUAUCCUCCCAGCUCUUCCAGAUGAUACACACUCAGAGGCAACUCGGAGAUGCAUUUGCUGACCUGAGUUUGAAGUCCCUGGAACUCCAUGAAGAAUUUGGCUACAAUGCAGAUACACAAAAAUUGCUAGCUAAAAAUGGAGAAACUCUUCUUGGAGCUAUUAAUUUUUUUAUUGCAAGCGUAAACACAUUGGUGAGCAAAACAAUAGAAGAUACAUUAAUGACUGUGAAACAAUAUGAAAGUGUCAGGAUUGAAUAUGAUGCAUACCGUACUGAUUUAGAAGAAUUGAACCUUGGACCACGUGAUGCAAACACUCUGCCAAAGAUUGAGCAGUCACAGCAUCUAUUCCAAGCACAUAAGGAAAAAUAUGAUAAAAUACGCAAUGAUGUAUCUAUCAAAUUGAAGUUUCUAGAAGAAAACAAGGUUAAAGUAUUGCACAAUCAGCUAGUCCUUUUCCACAAUGCCAUCACAGCUUACUUUGCUGGGAAUCAGAAGCAGCUUGAACAGACACUCAAACAGUUCCACAUCAAAUUGAAAACUCCUGGAGUGGAUGCCCCAUCCUGGCUUGAAGAGCAGUAAUCAGGACCUGGAAGAAAAAGACCCAUUGUGAUCUGAGAACCUAAUAAGCAUUAAAAAGGGGAGGGGAGGAGAGAGGACCCUUAUAUUGAUUCUUGCACAAAGAGCUUUAAUUUUUCCCUUUUAAUACUUUAACAGUUGAACUGUUCGAUUUGAGGGGAAGGUGGGUGUGGCUUUACUGUAAACAUAAUUUCUAUAAUCCAAACAUAGCUUUUCUUUUGGAGAACUUCUUUUGUAUUGUAAGGGUUGUUGGCUAUUUCUGUAGUCUGGAAACAUCUAAAAGAGUUUUGCACUGACAAGAUACAAAUUUGUGGUUUCUGGUCCUCAGGAUAUGGGCCAGUGAUGAUUUUUCC